GAGAGAUUGUGACAAUCCAAUCAAAUCGCAGCCGUCCUCGUGUGUUUAUCUAAAGUUGUAGCCUGCCAAAGAGGAUACUAAACAUUUUGAAAGGCCUGUGCUACUUGAAUAGUUUGAAAAAACAAUUGAACCAUGGACAAUCGGGAGAUUGGACUCUUGCUGGAAGAGUGCCGAAUGGCAGCAGGACAGACAAUGGCACCCACUGCGGAAGCAAAGCUGAAUUACAGGAAGUACAAAGGGUCUCUAACUGUAGAACUGAGCUCCCUGCUUCAGGAGGCUGUGGAUAUGAAUUGGCCCUUUGUGCCAGAGCGAUGGCAGUACAAGCAUUCAGUCAGCUCCCAGGACCAGGUCAACCUCAAAGAUCUCAUCAGUGAACAUCUACCUCAGUUAUUGGCUCUCCUUAAGGCAGCCAUAUUGGUAGAAGAAGCCAAGUUGGCAGUUUCUGUGGUCUUCCUAGUGGACCGGUUUCUGUAUUGGGCAGAUCACUCUAGUUCUCUUUUAAAGAUCACCAAGGAAGUCCACCGACACCACCCAGGGACACCUAUUGCCCCACAGCUGGUCAUUCGGCAAGCAAGGGUCUACCUCAAUUUGGGGAAACUCCAGAAGGCAGAAUACAUUUUGAGCAGUCUAAUCAACAAUUGUGGGGCAACAGGUAGGUCUUUCAAUAAAUCCAAUCAUAAUUCCAACAUGAUGGGACACUUUACCCAGUCUGCGAAGUUUAUUUGGUAUUUUUUAGGUUGUUGGGUGUACCAUUCCGACAGUGACAGGGCUCUUGUGCAGGCAGUCAGUAUUCAAGUGCGCGGACUCGUACUGCAAAAACUGGGGCUGUGGCAGGAGGCUGCUGAGCUGAUAUGCGGAUCACUGGUUGGUUACUAUGCUCUUCCACAGCCUGACAAAAAGGGCAUUGGAACAUCAUUGGGUGUGCUGGCCAAUCUACUGGUGUCCAUGAGUGACACUGAUUUCAAAGCUUUAAAAUCAAAUCCAAAUAUUGACUUGUUUUUUUUUUCGGACACUGGUCAUCGUCUUCUCUGUGCAGCUGAAGCAGCCAAGCAUGCAGUGAUAUACAGUCAGUAUACUUCGCUGUACGUGCUUACCAAUGUGGUGACACAUGGGACCUGCUUGUUGUCCUACAGCUUCUCUGUGGAAUGCUCCUCUUCCGAAAAGUAUUCAUUUCUUCUCCAAGCCAAGGAAGCGUUUGAGAUUGGCCUUAUCACCAAAACAGAAAAGGAUCUGGUCAUCAGCAAACAGGAAUUAUACACCCUGGUCAAGGCAGCCUACUGUCUCUUAGUCACUCACAAAUGGUUGCACUCCUCUGUGGAUGUACAAGCCAUAAAAGCUUGUAGAGAAGCUAUAGAGAAGUUAUACACCUACUGCCACACAGAAAAGCAGGACAAGGACACACUGAGCACUGAGAUCAUGCAUCUCCUAACAUGUGUGAAAUCUCUGUUGCGGGUCAAAUCCUUCCCUAAUUCCAACGAGGGGUCUUUCAUCCCAGAUAGCUAUAGAAGCAUGCAUGGGCGAGAUCUGAGGUUCACUCUAAAUGUUUUUUCUCCGGUGAUUAGGAGUUUUCAACAGUACCAUGCCUCUGUGUGUGAGGCCUCUGAAACAGGCUGUCAAGGAAAGUUAGUGGAGAAGGCUGAAGGGCUGCGUCCUGGACUAUGCAUAACCACACUUGGGACCACCAUAAGUACUUUCAAUACAGAGCCAGACACCAAGAAUUUUAAGCCAAAAAUUGACAAAUGUAAAGAAGAGUUUAAUGUACAGAAGACAUUCAAUUUAUCUGGUCCUCAGACCCUGUUUACAAGAAAACAGGAAUUCUGCCAAACUGUGUGUUCAACUGAUGCACUUCUAAGUUCAGAUAAAGUAGCAUCUGAAUCCAUCCAUAAAUGCAAUGAGGGGCCAAUUGUUAGGAGCAGUUCUCUGAAAAGCAGUCUUGCAUCCUCCUGGCAAAAUAUUGCCAAGAACAGUACAAGAAUUCCACUUAGGAAAAGUAGCAACAAAGAGAGUAGCGUACUGAAUGAAGUAGAUGUUAGGAAGCAGUGUGACCCCUACUAUCUCACUGAAGUUAGUAAGGAUGGGUCCAACAAUGUGUUAGAACCCACCAAUAAAAACAGGAACCAUGAAAGAGAGAGUGGCUUCAAUGCUCCAAAAAGACCCAGAUCACAAUCACAGGUCACUUCCUCUGCCGAGACCGGAGGUUUUAUCAAGCAGUUUGAAAUGAUAAAUGAGCAGAGUCUGAUAGAGACUGUUGGGAUCGAGGAGCCUUGGCUUGCAGUUGGUCAGUCAGAAAGACAGACAGGGGUUGAUAUGGUAACACAGACACAAUCCCAUGCUAAAUUGAAGACAUCCUCCAGCUUGCUUGGUGAUAGCUUUGGAUCGCAGUCCUCUUGGGAAAAAUUGUCCAUGUUUGAUCCAUGCUCUCCUGUCAGCACUGAGCAAAAGAUGUUAGCAAGAGAUGCUAGUGUUACUGUGAACAAACACGGAUUGGUUCUUUACCAGUCCUUAGCUAAUGCUCAACUACCUGACCUAUCAAGACUAGAAAUUAAGAGCUCUAAACCCCUUACAACUGAUCAGGCUCAGUCUUUUUUACAUAUUGAGACAACCGAUGGAGCCGCCAGACAGACAUGUCCUGGCUUCUUAGAUGCAUCUCAUCCCAAGAAUCCACAUUGCUUCAUUGUGGACCAAGAUGCAGAGACAGAGGCAAACACUGACCCUGAACCCAACAAGGCCUACCAUAAAAGUGCACAACAACCAGCACCUGAAGAAUCCAAACCAGAACAGUGCCUAUCAACAGAGACAGGGAGCUCAUUUGAGUUGAUAGAGAAAGAGAUGAACAAUUUUAAAAUUGAUGAACCCUCAUGCAAUGUUGAACAGCAGAAUCGCUUUCGGAACCUAUCAUGCUACACCUGUCAAAACCAUGGUAUGAUGGGUAAUUUAGUGCCUGAAAGACAGUACUUCUUGACACAACAGGACUACGAGGCUUUUCUUGCGUGCAUGUGUCAUAGCUGUUUGCUAAAUAGAUUGCAGAGUACAAGGAAAUUCAAACUCAGAAAACACCAAAGUGCCUACAAUGCUCUGCAACUAAAGUAUUCCAGAGUCACUGGACUGUGGACAGCCCAUGAGACAUAUGCCUACAUUGGAGAGUCAAUCGGGAAAAAUGGCCAGCAGAGAACAGCAUUAUGGGUGCAGUCUCUUCACCAAGAAGAAAGACUCGGCAGGUAUGUGGCAAAGGAGUACCUUAAACCCAAAGAGAUCCAGUUCCACCUAAAUGAUGUGGAAAGACAGAUGACUGCUCAGUAUUAUGUGACACAGUUUAACAAGACACUCUACAACCACAAAGUCACAGCGCAAAUCUUCUUUAUUCCCUCAGAAGUGCUGCUGGGCCAAAUGUACAAAGCUGCAUACUCAUGAAAAUGGGCGAAGAAACAUGUGUGUGGCAUGAGAAUCUGUGUACAGUCUGCACACUUGAGAACCCGUGCAUAGGUCUACAGUUUUUUGAGAUGUGAUACGACACAGAGUGACCGAAACGCAGAGAGAAGUUUUAGUACACCUACAAUGGAAGUCAAUUGUAUAGACUGUCUACAAAUGAUGCCAAUUAUCUUGCUUUAGCCUAUUUAGCCAGAAAGAAAACGUAUGAAUUUGGGCCACAAAUGAGUUAUGCCAAAUGUUAUAUAAAUGUGUUAUCUACUAUUGGUAUGCAAUGCUUUUGGAGGACAUCGACAAUGGGAGAUUAAAGCCUGGUUUAUACUUCUGCAGGUCAGUGUUCUUAAUGUCAUGUGCAGGCGUGUGGCGAUGUGCUCAGCAUUUACUAUAUAGUUUAAUUGAAUUUACGCAAAUUAAUUGAACUUUUUAGGUGACAAGCAAGAACCGAAUUGCCUGCAUCUGUGACAACAGUUUUAUCGUCCUUUAACACCUCUAGAACUAAUUGUUUGUGAACACAGUUUGCUGUGCCAUCCCCAAAUGCAGGUUAAAGCACUAUUAUGCAAAGAAGAAGCCAUAUGUGAACAUGAUCCAGAAACACUGCUAUCUUCUCUGGGCUUAAGCUAAUUUAAAAAGGACUGAGGCAAAGUCGGGGAAAAACUUAGGUGGUCAGAUUAAUUUAAAUGAAACAAAUUUUUUUGAAAUACGCCGCGUCCUAAAGGGACAGUGGUCAGUUCAAAAGCCUACAUUUCUGGACAACAUUCCUCUCCCACACUUCCAGCAACUGGUAUCCUCAGUUCCCAGACAUAUAAAGACUGUUGUUAAAAGAAGAGGGGAUGCUACACAGUGGUGAACAUGGCCUUGUCCCAACUUUUGAGUAGCGAAUAAUGGCUAGCCUAAGGCUACUGUCAGAGCCGGAACUCAAUUUGGAUCUGGAACCACGAGUGGAGGGUGAACCCAAAAGUGAGACGCACUUGGAACUUGAGAGACUGAAAGGUUUUAAUCGGCUCGGCAAAAGUAUGCAGAGCUGCCAACUCUCACGGUUUCGGCGUGUGACACACGCACUUCAACCAUUUCUCACGCUCUCACGCCACACCUUGUAUAUCUCACUCUGAAAAGGCAACUUCAAACAAGUAGAUCCAACGUAAACAGUAACGGACGACGCGCAGGUUAACGGAGUGAAGCAACAUUGACGCGCAAACAGCCGUGUAAACUCGCAUUGUCUCUCCCCCCACUCCAUGGCGAGAGUUACAUCUUGGAAAAAGUUGGAAGCCCUGAGUAUGACUAACAAAAGGUAGCAAAACAGCACAGGCAACCGGCAUCAGCAAACUUAAACAUCAAGCAAGGUGGCAUUAGACUGAGUCCCCUAAAUACCCCAACAGAAUGAGGCCUAGGUGAACCUAAUAACUAAAUCAGAACUGAGCAAGCCGGGCAUGAGGACCUCUAGUGGCCAAAA
This is a messenger RNA of Hypomesus transpacificus, 4876 nucleotides long. RefSeq names its product alpha-kinase 1 (gene alpk1). Gene Ontology annotation, molecular function: ATP binding; protein serine/threonine kinase activity. Gene Ontology annotation, biological process: protein phosphorylation. The transcript is spliced from 12 exons. Bases 133 to 3411 code for a protein of 1092 amino acids. NCBI's taxonomy places the organism in Eukaryota, Metazoa, Chordata, Actinopteri, Osmeriformes, Osmeridae. The record is from RefSeq and is a predicted model, not a curated record.